AUCAAGAGUUGAGAGAUUGUUUCCAUGAUUAAUAAUGGAAGUAGUGUUUCUUAAAAGAGCUGAUUAAACCUAUAAAUAAAAAUUAAAUUGUCAAAAUAUUAUCAUUCAAUCAAGAUCGUUUGUGAAUAGAAAAUCUUGGAAUUAUGAGAUUCUUCGUUAUAGGAUUUGCUUUGCUGGCUCUAGCUUCAGCUGGAGUUGUGCCAACUGAUUAUCUUCCACCACUGCAAGAGAUAGCUGCACCAACUGUGGAAUACUUGCCACCAGGUGAAGCUGCUAUUCCGCAGGAGCAAACAAUUUUGGCUGAUGAUGGAUACCGUUACAAGACUGUUAAGAAAUUCCGUCUCAGACAUCGUCGGGAUGUGAACGAAAUUGCCAACGAAUACUUGCCCCCAGUUGAGGAACAAGCUGUCGUUGAAGUUGCAGCCCCAGUUGCCGAAGUUGCCUCAGCACCAGAAUCUGCUGUUCUUGCUGAUGAUGGAUACCAAUACAGAACCGUGAAGAGGUACCGUUUGAGGCGUCGUCGUGAUGUCAACGAAAUCGCCAACGAAUACUUGCCCCCAGUUGAGGAAUCCGCUGAAAAUGCUGCUCCAGUUGUCGAAGUUGCUCCAGCACCAGAAUCCGCUGUUCUCGCCGAUGACGGAUACCGUUACAGAACCGUAAAGAGGUACCGUUUGAGACGUCGUCGUGAUGUCAACGAAAUCGCCAACGAAUACUUGCCCCCAGUUGAGGAAUCCGUUGAAGUUGCUGCUCCAGUUGUCGAAGUUGCCCCAGCACCAGAAUCUGCUGUUCUUGCUGAUGAUGGAUACCAAUACAGAACCGUGAAGAGGUACCGUUUGAGGCGUCGUCGUGAUGUCAACGAAAUCGCCAAUGAAUACUUGCCCCCAGUUGAAGAAUCCGUUGAAGUUGCCGCUCCAAUUGCUGAAAUUGCCCCAGCAUUAGAAUCCGCUGUUCUCGCUGAUGAUGGAUACCGUUACAGAACCGUGAAGAGGUACCGUUUGAGGCGUCGUCGUGAUGUUAGCGAAAUCGUCAACGAAUACUUGCCCCCAGUUGAAGGACAAGAAGUAGUUGAAGCUCCAGAAUCAGCUGUUUUAGCUGAUGAUGGUUAUAGAUACAAAACCGUCAGGAAACUCAGAUACCGUUACCAUCAGUAUAAAUACUCAACCGAUUUUGUUCAAGAGUAUCAUUCGCUUAUCAUCGUCUUUUGGAUACACAAUUUUACAACUAUGAAAUUCUUCGUAGUAGGAUUUGCUGUGCUAGCCUUAGCAGCAGCAGGAGCACUCCCCAAUGAAUAUUUGCCGCCGCUACAAGAGAUAGCCGCACCAACUGCUGAGUACUUGCCACCAGCUGAAGCAAUAAUUGCUGACGAACCAACAAUUUUGGCUGAUGAUGGAUACCGUUACAAGACUGUUAAGAGAUUCCGUCUGAGACAUCGUCGUGAUGUGAACGAAAUUGCCAACGAAUACUUGCCCCCAGUUGAGGAACAAGCUGCCGUCGAAGUUGCCGCCCCAGUUGCCGAAGUUGCCCCAGUACCAGAAUCAUCCGUUCUUGCUGAUGAUGGAUACCAAUACAGGACCGUGAAGAGAUACCGCUUGAGGCGUCGUCGUGAUGUCAACGAAAUUGCCAACGAAUACUUGCCCCCAGUUGAAGAAGCUGUCGAAGUUGCUGCUCCAGUUGCCGAAGUUGCUCCAGCACCAGAAUCCGCUGUUCUUGCUGAUGAUGGAUACCAAUACAGAACCGUGAAGAGGUACCGUUUGAGGCGUCGUCGUGAUGUCAACGAAAUCGCAAACGAAUACUUGCCCCCAGUUGAGGAACAAGCUGCCGUCGAAGUUGCCGCCCCAGUUGCCGAAGUUGCCCCAGCACCAGAAUCCGCUGUUCUUGCUGAUGAUGGAUACCAAUACAGAACCGUGAAGAGGUACCGUUUGAGGCGUCGUCGUGAUGUCAACGAAAUUGCCAACGAAUACUUGCCCCCAGUUGAAGAAGCUGUCGAAGUUGCUGCUCCAGUUGCCGAAGUUGCUCCAGCACCAGAAUCCGCUGUUCUUGCUGAUGAUGGAUACCAAUACAGAACCGUGAAGAGGUACCGUUUGAGGCGUCGUCGUGAUGUUAACGAAAUCGCCAACGAAUACUUGCCCCCAGUUGAAGAAGCUGUCGAAGUUGCCGCUCCAGUUGCCGAAGUUGCCCCAGCACCAGAAUCCGCUGUUCUUGCUGAUGAUGGAUACCAAUACAGAACCGUGAAGAGGUACCGUUUGAGACGUCGUCGUGACGUCAACGAAAUCGCUAACGAAUACUUGCCCCCAGUCGAAGAAGCUGUCGAAGUUGCUGCUCCAGUUGCUGAAGUUGCCCCAGCACCAGAAUCUGCUAUUCUUGCUGAUGAUGGAUACCAAUACAGAACCGUGAAGAGGUACCGUUUGAGACGUCGUCGUGAUGUCAGUGAAAUCGCCAACGAAUACUUGCCCCCUGUAGUUGAAGAAGCUGUCGAAGUUGCCGCCCCAGCUGCUGAAGUUGCCGCAGCACCAGAAUCAGCGGUUCUUGCUGAUGAUGGAUACAGGUACAAGACUAUCCGUAAACUCAGAUACAGGUAUCGUCAUUAAACAAACAAGUUGAAACACAAAUUUAAUGCCCGAAACAUGAAAAUACACUUAAUUUAAUCUACAUAAA
Messenger RNA from Eupeodes corollae, 2655 nucleotides. RefSeq lists its product as uncharacterized. Gene Ontology annotation, biological process: negative regulation of protein sumoylation. The record is from RefSeq and is a predicted model, not a curated record. Bases 144 to 2588 code for a protein of 814 amino acids. NCBI's taxonomy places the organism in Eukaryota, Metazoa, Arthropoda, Insecta, Diptera, Syrphidae. Gene Ontology annotation, molecular function: calcium ion binding. The transcript has 4 exons.